Zerene cesonia (dogface butterfly) is the source of this 1255-nucleotide messenger RNA. Its product is annotated as glutamate receptor ionotropic, kainate 2-like. Gene Ontology annotation, cellular component: plasma membrane; postsynaptic membrane. The coding region runs from base 14 to 1255 and encodes 413 amino acids. The record is from RefSeq and is a predicted model, not a curated record. Gene Ontology annotation, molecular function: transmitter-gated monoatomic ion channel activity involved in regulation of postsynaptic membrane potential; glutamate-gated receptor activity. NCBI's taxonomy places the organism in Eukaryota, Metazoa, Arthropoda, Insecta, Lepidoptera, Pieridae. The transcript has 8 exons. Gene Ontology annotation, biological process: monoatomic ion transport; modulation of chemical synaptic transmission; synaptic transmission, glutamatergic.
UGUGCUCCAGGCGAUGGAGGCGUGGCGUGAAGAGUACAGAAACCGAUUAGGUGAUGCGGCUGAUGAUGAAGAGAUUGAGCAAAUAGUCGCGAACCCGCCAACUGCCCUACUUUUGGCGUACGACGCGGCGCAUAUCGUAGCGGAAGCGUUGGCGCUGUUGCAGCUUCCGGGCGGCGCGCCCGGCGCCUGCGAGCGCGGCACCGCCGCCUUCCACGCCGACACACUGCUCAACUACAUACGCUCGCGCGAGUGGGGCGGCGCGAGCAGCGAGCUGGCGCUGCGCUGGGAGGCGGGAGGUGCGCGGCGCGAGGUGGCGCUGCAGGCGGCCGAGCUGCUCGCGGGCGGCGAGCUGCGCACGGCGGCCGCGUGGGCGCCGCGCGACGGGCUGGCCUGGCGCCCUCGCGAUCCCGCGCCGCCGCCGCCGCGCGACUCCAUGGUCAACCGCACCUUCGUCGUGCUCAUCGCCCCGAAUAAACCAUACGUCAUGAGACAACAAUCGACCGAUCGCCUCGCUGGCAACGAGCGCUACGAAGGUUUCUGUAUCGAGCUAAUUGACCGGCUCGCGCGCCAGCUGCACUUUAACUACACGUUCGUGGAGCAGCCGGACGGCCGCUACGGCUCCUACAAUAAGACAACGGGCCAGUGGGACGGCAUGAUGAAGAGGCUCAUGGAAGACAAGGACAUAGAUUUCGCGGUGACGGACCUUACGAUAACCGCGGAGCGCGAGAAAGCGGUGGACUUCACCACGCCCUUCAUGAACCUGGGCAUCGCUAUCCUGUUCCGCAAGCCGCAGCCGCCCAAGCCCGCGCUACUCGCCUUCCUGCUGCCCUUCUCCAGCGGGGUGUGGCUGUGCUUGGGCUUCGCGUACCUAGGCACGUCGCUGGUGCUGUACGUGGUGGGCCGGCUGUGCCCCGAGGAGUGGCAGAACCCGUACCCGUGCGUGGAGGAGGCCGCCGCGCUCGAGAAUCAGUUCACCAUCUCCAACGCGCUCUGGUUCAUUCUGGGCGCCGUGCUCAUGCAGGGAUCUGAAAUUGCGCCCGUCGCGUACGGGUCCCGCGCGGUGGCGAGCGCGUGGUGGAUCUUUGCGAUCGUGAUCGUCAACUCGUAUACGGCCAAUCUGGCCACGCUGCUCGGCACCAAGACCUCCAACGAGCUCAUCCACAACGUACGCGACCUCGCCGAGAAUGACCUCGGUAUCACCUACGGCGCCAAGGCCGGCGGAUCCACUUUCACUUUCUUCGAGGUAUAUUUUUAA